UGCAUAUUCGGUUUCUCUCUUUUCUUAGUCAACUAUUCAUAUUGUUGAGUUUUCUAACAUAAUCCUCAAACUUCUCUUCCAUUUCAUCUCAGCUGAUCCAGCAAUCUAAUUCCGCUACUAAAUUUCUACAUUUUUCUUCAUCCAGUUUAAUUUUGGAACAAUGACGAGGGUAAGUCAUGAGUUCAGCAAUACUAUGCAGAAGGAAGCAGUUUCAGCUGUGUCAGCUGAUGUGAUAUUUGGUUCGAGUCGUUUUCCCAAUUACAAAAUUGGGGCAAAUAAUCUGAUUUUGGAUGCCAAAGAAGACCCAAAAGUUUUGACCAUGAAGGAGGUCAUUGCACGUGAGACCGCCUUGUUAUUGGAGCAGCAGAAACGCCACUCUGUUCGUGACCUUGCUAGUAAAUUCGAAAAGGGGUUAGCUGCUGCCGCUAAGUUGUCUGAUGAGGCAAGACUCAGAGAGGCAGCUUCAUUGGAGAAACAUGUCCUUUUGAAGAAGCUUAGAGAUGCCCUGGACUCUUUGAAAGGACGUGUAGCUGGAAGAAACAAGGAUGAUGUAGAGGAAGCUAUUACCAUGGUGGAAGCUCUGGCAGUUCAACUGACUCAAAGAGAAGGGGAGUUGCUUCAAGAGAAGACAGAAGUGAAGAAACUCGCAAAUUUCCUCAAGCUGGCUUCUGAAGAUGCUAAGAAACUUGUUGAUGAGGAAAGAGCACAUGCUCGAGCUGAAAUUGAGAGCGCAAGAGCAGCAGUUCAGAGGGUGGAAGAGGCCCUUCAGGAGCAAGAACAAAUGUCUCGAGCUUCAGGCAAACAGGACCUGGAAGAAUUAAUGAAGGAGGUGCAAGAGGCUAGACGGAUCAAAAUGCUGCACCAACCAAGCAAGGUUAUGGAUAUGGAGCAUGAGCUUCGUGCAUUAAGGAUUCAACUUGCGGAGAAGUCUAAGCAUUCAUUACUUCUUCAAAAAGAGCUAGCAAGAAGCAAGAGAGUUGAGGCAAAUUUAUCUCAUAUAUAUGAAUUAGAUGGUGCUGAAACUUUAGGUUCAUAUUUGCGAAUUAAGCCUUGCUCUGAUAUUGCUCCCGAACUUUCCCACUGCUCAAUUCAGUGGUAUCGUAUUUCAUCUGAAGGUGGCAAAAGGAGGUUAUAUUCAGGUGCUAGCAAAUCAGUGUAUGCUCCAGAGCCUUUUGAUGUUGGUCGAAGCCUGCAGGUUGAGAUUACUUAUGAUGGCCAUCUACUCGUAUUGACAACUACCGGUCCCAUUGAUCCAGCUGCUGGUUUGGGAAACUAUGUGGAGGCACUUGUGAGGAAACAUGAUGUUGAAUUCAAUGUAGUUGUUACCCAAAUGAAUGGUGCGGAUCAUCCAUCUGAAUCUAUUCAUGUACUACAUGUUGGUAAGAUGAGGAUGAAGCUAUGUAAAGGAAAGACUACAAUCGCCAAAGAAUAUUAUUCCAGCUCAAUGCAGCUGUGCGGAGUUAGAGGGGGUGGAAACGCGGCUGCCCAGGCAUUGUUUUGGCAAGCAAAGAAAGGGUUUUCGGUUGUAUUAGCAUUCGAAUCAGAGAGAGAGAGAAAUGCAGCCAUCAUGCUCGCCAGGAGAUUCGCUUUCGACUGCAAUAUAAUGCUUGCCGGACCAGAUGGUGGAUCUUCUACAGGAACCAAAUAGGAUCUCUUAAGAAUUAUGUUUUUGCAGAUUUUAAUCAUAUUGAGUUUUAUCAUUGUAUCAUAAAGUUUGUAAUGGCACGGUUUGAUUUUGCGUUGGAUUUUCCACCAUUUUAAUUUCCACCCCUCAUUUCCAUUAAUCUCUUGUGGAAAUCUACACCAAGGCAUUGUUUUUUGUGUGCCUUUUGUACACAUUCAGACUCCCAUUUGGAGAAAUGAUGGAUGUCGAUCUACAUAUGUUUAUAGUUGUCCUUUUUAC
This is a messenger RNA of Hibiscus syriacus, 1903 nucleotides long. RefSeq names its product stomatal closure-related actin-binding protein 1-like. Gene Ontology annotation, biological process: actin filament organization; regulation of stomatal movement. Lineage: Eukaryota; Viridiplantae; Streptophyta; Magnoliopsida; Malvales; Malvaceae. Gene Ontology annotation, molecular function: actin binding. The record is from RefSeq and is a predicted model, not a curated record. Bases 161 to 1648 code for a protein of 495 amino acids. The transcript is spliced from 13 exons.